AUUGGCCCAUGGGCUUGGGGGCGUGGCACCAGCGGCUGAGGCGUCGGCGGCGCGCGGGCAGUUGGUUUAGACCCGCCCCCCAGCCCCGCGACCACCUGGCUGUCUCCGGGCCCUCGGAGACUUGGGGCCGGCGGGAGGCAUGGCUGGGAUCCCAGCGCCGGGCCACAGAAGGAGAAGCGGGUCCCCGGCGCCUCGCCCUGGCCCGCCGCCUGGCGCCGGGCACCCCCCAAGCAAGCGGGCCCGAGGCUUCCCCAUUGCCGCUCCGGACCCCGAAGACCCAUUCGGCGCGCAAGGGGACUUCACCGCCGACGACCUGGAGGAGCUCGACAGCCUCGCGUCACAGGCCCUGAGCCAAUACCCGGCCACGGUUCGGGACGCGUCCAGUGUUCAUAAGGUCCCCAGAAUAGAUGGGAUGUCAAAAAAUAAAAAUCCUGCAGGAAAAAGCAGAGAAAGUACGCCAGUUAAAGAUAAUUUUGAAUUAGAGGUACUUCAGGCGCAAUACAAAGAACUUAAAGAAAAGCUGAAGGCAAUGGAAGAAGACGUCCUCGUUAAAAAUGGAGAAAUUAAAAUCUUGCGGGAUUCAUUGCAUCAUACAGAAUCCAUUCUAGAGGAACAGAAGAGAUCACAUUUCCUUCUUGAGCAAGAGAGAGCUCAAGCACUGAGUGACAAAGAAAAGGAAUUCUCCAAAAAGCUCCAAUCGUUACAGUCUGAACUCCAGUUUAAAGAUGCAGAGAUGAAUGAAUUAAGGACAAGGCUUCAAAGCAGUGAACGAACAAAUAAACUGGCUGCUCCCAGCAUUUCCCACCUCAGUCCUAGGAAAAGUCCUUCCAUGGUUAUAAAGCCAGAAGCAUGUUCACCACAAUUUGGAAAAACAUCUUUCCCUACAAAGGAGUCUUUUAGCGCUAACAUGUCCCUUCCCCAUCCCUGCGAGACAGAGCCAGGAUACAAGUCUCUGGUGGGCCGAGAGGAAAAUAAGAGCCAUAGUCUGGGAGGUGAAUCCAUAAAACAAGAAGAGGCCCAGAAGAUUCUUGUUGACAGUUGGAUGCAGAGAUCACAUACUCAAGGUUCCAUUUUGAUAAACCUGCUUUUGAAGCAGCCUUUGAUCCCAGGGACAUCCCUAGGUCUGUGCCACCUCCUAAGCAGUUGUUCUGAGGCUCUUCCUGGCACCCUUUUACAGCCACCAGGCUUCGGCAGUACCUUGGCUGGGAUUUCAGGCCUCAGGACCACAGGUUUUCGUGAAGGGUCGUUUUCCUUGUCAGCCCUGAGAGAAGCACAGAACCUGGCAUUCACUGGACUGAAUCUGGUUGCCAGGAGUGAAGGUUCAUGUGACCAAGACCCAGCAGAGGGAGACAGAAGGACCUUUCCACUCUGCCAGCUUCCUGGAGCUGUGCAUCUCCUCCCCCUUGUACAGUUCUUCAUCGGCUUACACUGCCAGGCUCUGCAGGAUUUGGCAGCAGCCAAGAGAAGUGGAGCACCUGGGGACUCACCAACACAUUCCUCCUGUGUGAGCUCGGGGGUAGAGGCCAGCCUCGAGGACUCACUUUGCAACCUGGAAAGUUUCUCUGUGGCUUCACUUAGCGUUCUUCAGCACCUGGUGUGCCACAGCGGAGCAGUCGUCCACCUAUUACUGUCAGGAGUGGGGGCGGACACUGCUUCUGGGGAAGGAAACCAGAGCCUACUUCACAGACAUGGUCAUGGUGUGACCUCAGCCCCUAAGGGGAUUGCUGAUGACCAGGCCCAGCAUCCGCUACUCAAGAUGCUUCCUCACUUGUUGGCUUUCUCUUCUGCAGCAACAGGUCACGUUCGAGCCAGCAUCCUGAGCCAGAGCCUUAAGGUUUUGGUGAAAUUAGCAGAAAAUGCUUCCUUUGAUUUGUUGCCCAGGUUCCAGUGUGUGUUCCGGGUGCUGCCACAGUGCCUCAGCCCAGAAACGCCCAUACCCAGCGUGCUGCUGACUGUUGAGCUCCUCUCCCUCCUGGUGGACCACGAGAAGCUCGCUCCUCAGCUCUGUUCCCACUCGGAGGGCUGCCUCCUCCUGCUGCUGUACAUGUACAUCACGUCAAGGCCUGACAAAAUGGCCUCGGACAGACAGUGGCUCCAGCUGGAACAAGAGGCGGUGUGGCUCCUGGCAAAGCUUGGUGUGCAGAGCCCCUCCCCAGUCACUGGCUCCGACUGCCACUGCAACGUGGAGGUGGUGAGAGCCCUCACGGUGAUGCUGCACAGGCAGUGGCUGACAGUGCGGAGGGCAGAGGGGCCCCCAAGGACUGACCGGCACAAGCGGACAGUGCGGUGUCUGCGGGACACGGUGCUCCUGCUGCACAGCCUGUCCCAGAAGGACAAACUCUUCACUGUGCACUGCGUGGAGGUCCUGCACCAGUAUGACCAGGUGAUGCCAGGGGUCAGCACGCUGAUCCGAGGGCUCCCUGACGUGACAGACUGUGAAGAGGCGGCCCUGGAUGACCUCUGUGCUGCCGAGACUGAUGUGGACGACCCAGAGAUGGACUGUGCUUGAGGCCCUUGAGCAUCGUCAGCAGCACCACCAUCUUCCUCACUUCAUUAACUGAUUAAAAGCAGCGACCGGCCGUUCCUGCCGAGAACACGCCAGCUUUGGUGUUGUGUUUCCUGAGUCUUAUCUGUGUUGGCUGAGUGGGAGGGAUGGCACCGCACCCCAUCAGGGACCCAGGGAAGGAAGGCUGGGAUCUUUCCUCCUGUCCUUGGCUAGAGCCAAGAGAUCCUGUCCCCCUGGUAACUCAUCUGCCUUAAGGAGCCCUGCCCUGCUUGCAUAAUUUCCCCGAGUCAUUGUUUUGGACCGGGGCCAUGGGAAGAAACCAUUGUGUGGAGAAGGAUGGGCCGUCACCCU
Molecule: messenger RNA, 2857 nt
Organism: Trichechus manatus latirostris (Florida manatee)
Lineage: Eukaryota; Metazoa; Chordata; Mammalia; Sirenia; Trichechidae
Gene: ATRIP
Product: ATR interacting protein
Exons: 13
Coding region: 140-2509 (789 amino acids)
Biological process (GO): DNA repair; DNA damage checkpoint signaling
Source: RefSeq, a predicted model, not a curated record